AUGGCGUCAACUCUUUGGUGGACCGAUCCAACCAAGAGAAAUCGAUUCCUCAAAGAAUAUCGUACUCAGGUGGCUUCUGGGGCAUCUACAAUCAUCGCGACUCUAAUCUCGACUCCGUUGGAAAAUUUGAAGACUCGCAUGCAAACACAUGACUUCAAGGGCUAUGGACACUGUGCUCGCUACAUGUGGCGAACUGAAGGUCUUCGGGGAUACACUGCUGGCGCUCUGCCACCACUCGCGAGUGUCACCAUUGUGCGGGUGAUCAACUUUACCGUCUACCAGAAAGUGAAGCAUAUGGUUUCGGAUACCAUCGAGCAAGCUACUGGGACGUCACCUUUGGUGUAUUAUAAUACUCCGGGAAGUGUUCCAACAUUGGCAACUUUAACAACGUUUACGAUCGGAGGCAUGGCUGCAGGCCUCGCAGCAGCUCCUCUUGCUUGCCCAUUUGAACUAGCGAAAAACGUUGUGCAGACUUCAGUCCUCAUGGCCAACCGAGCCCAAGCUCAAGCUUCCGCUGGCAAGAUCCCUGACAAAUCUCCUUUGCGAGAUGUCAAGCGUCUCACGACCUCCGAGGCAAUCAAGCAGAUUAUUUCGCGUCAUGGUAUUCGUGGCCUCUACACCGGGGUUCAGUUGCAUGCGUUACGUGACACUAUCGGUACCGGAAUGUACUUUGCAAUAUACGAAACAACUAAACAGCUGAUCUCAACUUACCAAGGCGAUCAUGGAUCUCCGUUUGGGGCACCGAUGGUUGCUGGAGCUCUUUGUGGAGUCAUUCCCUGGAUCUGCACCUACGGUCUUGACACAAAAAAGACACGCGCACAAAGCAUCUUGCUUGGAAAAUCAAACGAGAUUAAUGAAGCAACAGUCGCCGCCGCGAGAUCGUCAACUUAUAGAGGCAUGACUGUCCUUCUCUUCCGUACAUCGGUGCAAAACAUGAUCCUUCUCUCAACAUUCGAGUACAUCAAGAUGAAAAUUAAUGAGCUCCCACUAUAUGACGAGAAACCUCAAGCUUGA
Molecule: messenger RNA, 1014 nt
Organism: Coccidioides posadasii C735 delta SOWgp
Lineage: Eukaryota; Fungi; Ascomycota; Eurotiomycetes; Onygenales; Onygenaceae
Biological process (GO): mitochondrial transport; carnitine transmembrane transport
Cellular component (GO): mitochondrial envelope
Molecular function (GO): O-acyl-L-carnitine transmembrane transporter activity
Source: RefSeq, a predicted model, not a curated record